GAUUAGAUGGCAAAAUAUUGGUUGCUCAGUCCGGCUCGCAAUCUUCUCUUCAGAAAACGCCGGGCACAGUUUGAUACACACUUUUAAUUUUGAGUUUAAAGUCCCAGUUGAUUACAAUAUUUUAUUUUCAAAAUACGUUUGUUUUUUCGUAAUGUUCAAUAAUGCUGCAUAACUUUGUCCUUGUCCUUGUAUGAAAUAAUACGGGGAGCAGUAAAGAUUCCCUUGGGACUUAGAUAAAUCCAUUACACUUUCAACCUUACGGGAUUUUUUGUAACUUUCACUCGGAGAAAGCAAAAGAUGAUGGAUUUCGAUACGUGGCUAUCUGAACGACUCCGUGAAUUAAAGACGGACGAAGCCGUCUUCGGUCCAUACAUUACAAGCAUUUUAGAAGGGGAUGAGGAGCUGGACCAGAAAAUUGAGGACCUGGACGGCAUCCUAUCGGAAUUGGGGGCUACUCCAUCCGUCGAAUCUUUGACAUCUGCGCAAAUAAUUUCACGAUGGAAUGAACAUUUAGCUACUUCAAAGGAUAAAUCGAAGAAUGCAUCCACUGUGUUGGAGGGAGAUAACAAGACUGAGAGUGAGUCCCUAAUUGAGAAACAGCUCGAGCAGUUACUGCGCCAUUCUCCAGAAAGUGGGGGCGCGACCGGAAGUGGUAACGAGAAAGGAGUUGUCACUGAUUCUGCUCUCAGAGCUGCAAUACUUCAACAAUAUCAGGGUCUCACAGAUGAAAGUGAAUCGGAUGACGAUGGCGAAUCUCGCAAGAAAUCGACAAUGGACGGACUAGCUAAAAAUACAAAUGCUUCUAGCCUUCUAAGUGCUCAAAAGGAAAUGAAGGAGCAAGCCAAAGCUGAGGCUGCUAAGAAGCGUGAAAAGGAUAAAGAAGACCGGGCUCGGCAAAAGAAGUUGGCUGAAGAAAAAAAGGAAAAGGCCAAGAAGAAAACUGCCAAAGUGGAAAGAAAACGUUAGCACAACCUGAGAUUCUCAGACUUUCAGUAAAGCCUUACUUUCACCACCAAAAAUGCUCUUCCUAUAACUACUACUAAAAUAGGUAUAUGUAAGUUUAUAUCAAUCAGUCAUUGCACGUAAUAGAUAAUAAUACUUCCCUUUUUUGGUUCAUGUCUGAUUGUGAAAAAAGGCUUCUUGCAGAAGCAGCAAUUAUACAAUAUCAUGCUUGAAGAUAUUGUUUUAAAACUUGUAAAUAACUAUAUUUUUAUCAAAGUCGAUUUUUAAAUUAGAAGCAUUGCUUUCUAUAAUAAUAUGAAUGAGUAUGAAUGUGCGUUCUAAAAAUAAAUCUCGUAUGAUGGUGCUAAAUGUA
This is a messenger RNA of Folsomia candida, 1315 nucleotides long. RefSeq names its product coiled-coil domain-containing protein 43. The transcript has 5 exons. Bases 298 to 966 code for a protein of 222 amino acids. Lineage: Eukaryota; Metazoa; Arthropoda; Collembola; Entomobryomorpha; Isotomidae. The record is from RefSeq and is a predicted model, not a curated record.